GUCGCGACUGCUCAGGAAUGCGGAGAAAGUCGAUAUGCUGCACUUCCUCGUGAGCCACUCAGCUGCAUUCUCUGCCUUCUUUUUUGUCUAUUUUUCAUGCAGCCUUUUCUUUUUUGGAUUUUCAUUUUUCUUUUCAGAAUUCUUCCUCAAAAUCUUUCCCUCCCAAUCCUUCUCUCUUUCUUGCCCCGUCAUUCUUUUUUACUGGUUUCUGGCCAAUGUUGGCUCAACCGAAGAAAGAGACUAACUAGUAGUACUCUUUUAUCCUCCCCAUCCAGAUCAAGAAUCUUCGAAGCAUUCACACAUUGGCCGUUAAAUUCAGUCACCUUUUCUCACACCCUCUCAUUCUCGGGGGCUGGUCCAUAGUAAGUUGAAUCCCUCUAACCGCCUCACCGCGUUGCCCAACGAUCCCUCGGGACGGGCAGAGGAUUCACGCCUGCAGCCCGUCGACAAAUGGCAGCCAUCCUGAUGGAGUCGCCCCAGUGGCCCCAACAAGAUAGUCCAGAAUAAUCAUAAUUAAUCUCUUAUAUGG
Aspergillus welwitschiae is the source of this 529-nucleotide messenger RNA. RefSeq lists its product as uncharacterized. The coding region runs from base 97 to 363 and encodes 88 amino acids. The transcript has a single exon. NCBI's taxonomy places the organism in Eukaryota, Fungi, Ascomycota, Eurotiomycetes, Eurotiales, Aspergillaceae. The record is from RefSeq and is a predicted model, not a curated record.